CCCCCACCAUACCAGGUGCAACAUUGUGCGACUUCGAGAGCCCGACUAACCGCUGGUGCAGCUUCACACAGGACGCCCCGAAUCAAAUUAUCUGGAAAGUAAAAGCUGGUCUCACUCCUUCAGCCGAUACCGGCCCUUCCACGGACGUGACGUUUGGGAGCAGUAGCGGGCAUUAUAUUUACCUCGAAGCAAGCGGUACAAAUGCCGCCGAAGGAAACAAGGCCCGAAUCAUCACCCAGGCAAUAUCUUCUGCAUCUCCAAAAUGUCUGAAAUUUUACUUCAAUAUGAAUGGAAUCAACAUCGGCACCCUCAAUGUUUACCGAAAAGACACGAGCUCGGGGCUGGAGACGAAAUUAUUCAGCGUCUCGGGUAAUUUCGGCGAUCUGUGGUACCCGAGGAGUAUAACAUUAGAGAGCGGGGCUUAUUCUGUUGUCAUAGAAGCGGUGCGCGGUAACGGAUACAGGAGCGACAUCGCCGUGGAUGACAUACUCAUUCAAGAUGGUAGUUGCCGAGACGACCACCCGGUACGUCUCAGAGGCGGUGAUGGCAGUAAUGGUCGAGUUGAGGUGAGGCACCUCGGCAAGUGGGUAACAGUGUGUGAUGAAACUUUCGACUAUAGGGACGCUCGAGUUCUCUGCCGACAGAUUGGAUAUCAAUAUGGAAAGGCAGUGCCAUUAAAACCAUACGGAGAAGGUACAACAAAAUGGCAAAUGACAAAUAUUGACUGCGAAGGUGAAGACAAUGACGUCAUGCAGUGUCGUCCAAUCAUAGUGCGAGGCGGUUGCCCACAUUCCCAGGAUUCAGCCGUGCAGUGUGGGGAUGACCAAUCAUCAGAUGUCCAGUUGCGUCUUGCUGGGGGGUCCAGUGACUACGGACGAGUGGAGGUAAUGUACAACGGGACAUGGGGGACUAUUUGUGACCACUACUGGUCAGACGAGAACGCCAAAAUUGUUUGUAAGCAGCUGGGAUAUUCUGAAGGCAAGGCAUACAGAAACGCCAGGUUUGGCAUCGGGUCUGGACCAAUAUGGCUGUCGGGCGUGCGCUGUGUCGGGGAAGAACCGGUGAUUGAUUUCUGCAACAAUAUGCAGUGGGGAGAGCAGUCGUGUGACCAUUUCAGUGAUGCUUCUGUCGCCUGUACAUCUGAAGCUAUUCAAAGAUUUUCUACCACCAUUGAUUGCGAAUUUGAGACUGAAGACAACCGCCUGUGUGGAUACACCAAUGUUAGUGGGGACUGGAUACUGUGGGCUGGACCCAGUAGCUCUCGAAACAGCGGGCUAUUAGGCCCUGCACACGACCACACUAAAGGAACCAAAACUGGUGGAUACAUGGCAGCCGGGGCAAAGGGCAUUUUGAAGGACGUUCAGUAUCUUCGGUCACCACCUGUUACCAUCACUACAUCUUCCUGCCUUCAAUUCUAUUACCACAUGUUCGGGCAAUCCAUGGGGUCUUUGAACGUCUAUAUCAACCGAACGUCCAAUCACCAAGCGACACGUGUCAUGUCAGCUGAUGGUAACCAAGGCGACCUGUGGAAACUGGGCCAAGUGAAUUUGACAUCUCAAGGAACUUAUAUUGUAGUGUUUGAAGCAGUUCUUGGUGAAGAGAAUAAGAGUGUUAUAGGCUUGGAUGACGUCAGUCUCACGGAGGGACCAUGUCAAAAUAGAGCGGAAUAUGGCAGCGUACGACUUGCGCCAGACGAUGGGGCAUAUUACGGUCGUCUAGAGGUGUACUACGGUGGCUCAUGGGGGUCGGUUUGCGACGAUGGCUGGGAUGACAACGCUGCAACUGUUGUCUGUAGGAUGCUUGGGUACCAGCACGGAAAGUCGUACGUCGGAGCGUAUUUCGGUCAGGGGUCUGGGAUCAUAAUGUUAGAUGAUGUCCAGUGCAGUGGGCAUGAAGGGUCAUUGUCCGAGUGUUCUCAUGGUCAGUGGGCGCACACUAACUGUGACCACAGAGAGGACGCCGGGGUUUGGUGUUACGAUGGAUCCAACGCACCUCCACCAAGAAAAGGAGACGUCCGAUUAAGGAAUGGGAACCAGACAUAUGAAGGACUGAUCGAGGUGUAUAACGCUGGUUACUGGGGCACAGUAUGUAGUCUUGGCUGGGAUAUCCUUGACAGCACUGUCAUGUGUAGUGCCCUGGGGUUCAGUGGUGCUGUCAGUGCUUGUAAUGCCAGCUCUGGAGACUGUCACGGGCAAGGCAGUGGCGACAUCUGGUUGUCCAAUGUCCAGUGUAAUGGGACGGAAACGGCUAUUGACCAAUGCCCGCACGAUGGCUGGGGUGGUACUCCUUGUACGCAUGAUCAGGAUGUUGGUAUUGUGUGUAAAACCAAAUCCUGCGCUCCCCUUCUACCUCCACCAUUUGCAACUGUAUAUCCCGCCACCUGUUCCUUGACGUCACAUCCGCAACAGACCACGUGCAAUACCACGUGUCAGCAGGGUUACAUUUUACAAGGAAGUGAAACGCACCGCUGUCAGAAAGAUGGCAUUUGGAGUGACAUGACAGGGUUGGAAUGCGUGGAUGGCAUACCACCGACUCUGACGUGCCCACAAAGCAUUGUAGUCACAGCUGCUAGGGGACAUACAUCCGCCACUGCCUCGUGGGCCGACCCGCAGGCUUCAGAUAACUUGCCGGGCGCAGUGCAAAUUUCACAAAGUCUUCGUUCCCCGGCAACCUUUGGGGAAGGGGUAACGCACGUGUACGUGAACGCGACGGAUAAGGCUGGUAAUAUUGCCACGUGCAGUUUCACAGUCGAAGUUCAAGUUAAGAGAUGCCCAAACCUGACACUUCCGAGGCAUGCGCACGUCAAAGACGAAUGUAGAUCACACUGGGGCGCCGUCUGUACGAUAGGGUGCGCCACUGGCUACACACUGGCUGGAAACGAGUACGUCAUUUGUGAGGCGCAUAAUGCCACCACCGAUACUAACUGGGGACCGAUAACUGGAGCCUGCAACAUUGUUCAAUGCUCCGAACUCCCAGUCCGCCCCCACACCACAAAAUCCACCUGCAGACAGCCUUACAACUACGGAGAUGUAUGUCAACAGAAAUGCGCUGAUGGGUACGAGCUCGAGUCGGGGAACGCCACUAGAACAUGCACAGAACAAGGGGUGUGGUCGGGGGAGCCUGUUAAUUGUACAGUGAAGAGGUGCCCAGGCUUAUCCCCGCCAAGCAAUGGCACCGUAAUCCCAGGCCCUUGUAAGUCUGCGGACGGCGUGGUGCCGGGUAGCGUAUGUACCAUCUCCUGUCUAGAGGGUUACCGGGUGGAGGGGAACUCGGAGAGAACUUGUCUCACAGGAGGCCACUGGUCGGGUGUCGCGGCAAGAUGCUCAGUGAACGCAGCCCCUUUGUUAGACUGCCCGGAUGACAUAACGGUCAAAACAACGGGAGGCAACCUCUCUGCAACAAUAUCUUGGGACGAACCGACGGUCCUCGAUGGCAAAAACGGCACCGUAGAUUUCACGUAUUCCCAUAGCAACCCAGGGACGUUCACUGAAGGAACUCACACCAUCGUUGCCACGGGACACCGUGAUGGUGACAGCGGGACAUGUACAUUUCACAUCCAGGUCAUAGUACCAAGAUGCCCAUUAGCAGACGAGACCAAGGAAUCUGGUAUAGUUUACAUAGACUGUCAGAAUCAUGAAGGGGCCACUUGUGCUGCCAUCUGCCGUUCAGGAUACCUACAAGUGGGAUAUUCCAAUAGAACAUGUGACGUCAUAGAUGGCGUAGCUGCAUGGCGUGAAGGAAACUUCAGUUGUCGGGAUAUUGAGCCUCCGAGUCUGUCCGACUGUAUCCCGUUUACUAGGAUAGUCUUAGAAAAAGGACAGGACAAAACAAAUGUGACCAUAUCACCGCCAGUAUUCAAUGACAAUUCUGGAGUUGUCACAGUGACAAAGAACGCCACACUUCCAACAUCCCUCCAACCAGGUAAUCACACUGUCGUCUACACUGGGAUAGAUGGCGCUGGUUUAUCCACUGCCUGUACCGUCGUGAUAUCAGUAGUCGACCUUGAACCCCCGCACGUGCCGGACUGCAUGCCGUACCGGGAAAUCUACUCCAAAACGAGUCCAAGCGGUAUGGACAUCCAGGCGCCUCGCUUUACCGACAAUGUGGGCAUAAUUGAGGAGACAGCUCAGGGAAAUCCAAAUAGCCCAGUGUCCUGGGGAUCUUAUGACAUCACGUAUAGCGCAGCGGAUGUAUCUGGGAACGUGGCUACCUGCAAGAGUGAAAUUGCUGUGAUAGGCAAAACGUGCAAUGACCUUCCCGACCCUUUCAACGGAAAGUCCGUGUCGCGUGUAGAUGGGAAAUCCAAUCUGUGGACAAUAAAAUGUACAUCCUCAUUCUUAACGCUACCUCAGUUCUCGGACUAUUUCUACAAUUGCACGCAAGGUCGCUGGCACCCGACGUCGACAGCCAUCCCUUGCUUAGCCAAACAUCCAUACAACAGAGUUAGACUAUCCGGGAGUUUCAUCCUUGCUAACCUCAAAGGGCGCUGUACGGAUGCCGUGUACAGACAACAGAUGGCGACAGCGUUCAAGGGGAUGCUUUUAGACCGCGGAUUUAAGGGUGUUUGCAGCGUGUACUCGUGUAAAACUGAUGUCACCAUAACAUGUGAACCUGAACCUAUAGCGCUAUUUAAUACUGACGUAGAAUCAAGCAUAUCCAUACCACAUGAUUUGCAAACGAUGGUGGAUAGUUCGACAUUAGAGUUGAGAAGGGAAUUAAUAAAUGAAAUAACAUUUAUGGUGGUGGUAGCGGUGGAACAGCAUGAAAUCACAGUGGUCACAGAUAGAUCUUAUAUCCAAAGUCCACAGGGCAACUGCCGUGAUGGGCAGCAGCUAGUUUCAGGAGGUUGUGUGUCUUGUCCACAAGGAACAUUCUUCAACACUGAAACGAGGCAAUGCGUCCUCUGUCCAAAAGGAACCUACCAGCCCAUUUCAGAAAACUUGUUUUGCCGCCCUUGUCCAAAUAACACAACCACGGAAACGAUGGGAGCUGCCCAUGUAUCUGAGUGCGUUGGGUACUGUCAGUGUGACUCGUAUUCCUACAACGGCCUUGAGCCUUGUAUUACAGCGUGUCCAUGUGGUGCCCCAGAAACAAGGAUCAGGACUACAGACGGUUGCGGCACACCAUGUACAGAUGUUCUAUGCGCUGUUCAUACAAGACCGUUUUCCAAUACGACGCCCCCUUACGUAGAUUUUAUGCCAGCAGGGAUAGCGGGCGGGGUUGGAGGAGCAGCGGUUUUGCUAGUCCUAAUUAUAAUCAUAUUUUAUAAACUGAAGAAACGAAGGAAUUCUGUCCCUUCUUCCGCAUUUGAACAACCAGAAGACCAAGAAGAAUCAUACGAAAGAUUACGAAGUAACAUAGAAAGCUCAGCCGACUCGGGGUUUUCUGGCGACUCCGCAGAAUCUGUGGAACUGUGGGAACGACAAUCCACGUACGACGAAAUACCAGCAGACGGAACUGACAGCAUUUCGGCAGACGAUCUUCCUGAUCCGCCAGAAGUCUCGAGGCACAAGGCCAUACGGCAAAAAUCGGGAGCUUAUACACACCACCUCCCUCAUCUCACACGGAGGCUAACGGAAGAGCGGUCCCAAGGCGCCUCCGACCAGUACACCAACCCCAUCGCAAAGCAACCCCCGCCGAUCGCAAAGAAGCCACUAUGGGCGUACAAAUCCGCUUCUACGCGGGUCACGUCGAUCGGCGCCGAGCCACCUCCGGAUUACGAUACUGAUGAUGAUAAUGGAGACCUUAAAUUGGGGGACUACCUUUCCAUGGACGGCCAAAGUGCCAAACCAGAUGGAAAAUUGGGCGAUUACCUUACAAUCGGUGGAAGUGGUGCAAUUCCAGACACAAAGGACAAUGAGCAGAGUGAGGCGCUGGACGAUUACGUCAAACCAAGUGCACCGGAAACAAAGAGCAGCAUUGUGGGAGAGGAAACUCGGGAAGCUUCGGAAAGCUCUUCCUCGGCAGUUUUCGUGCCGACUCCAAGACUCGUCACCAGGGAGCGCACAAACACGUAUGUGAAACAUCCAAUACAACCGCAAGCAGGGGCUCCACCGCGUGAAAAUGAUUCACACUGACAUGCCGCCAACUUGAUUUACUUGACGCAUUCUCAAUAAUAUAUACUUCUACAGGCGUUAUGAUGGGAUAAUUACACAAUAACAAACGGGUUUUUUUUCAGUUGAUAUAUGACUAACAUUAAUGCUAAUUGUACAGGGAAAAUGAACGAUAUUCCAGAAAAGAAAUAUCUUGUGUGCUUGAAUCUGUUGACGAACUAAAGUACUAAGGAAAGACGUCGAUCAAGUUGUUAUUAAUGUACAUUGUACUGAAGCUCGACAAAAUUAAACAUUCUUAUUUUAAGAAGCCAGAUUUUGUUUGGGCACUAUUAUAUUAAGUCAAGUAAGUGAUUUAAUGUUAGCAUGAUGUCGUAGAGUUAUAUAAAAAUGGUAACAUUUUGCUGCAGAUUCCUUCUACCCUGCAGACAAAGUGAAAAAAAUUAUAAAAGAAAGUCUAUCUAAAUAUACUGAACAAAAAUAUAAACGCACGAAAGAAUAUGUAGAUUUAUUUUAAUAUAUGGAACUAGAGUAUAUAGCCAAAAAUAACAGCAUAUUUUACUCGACAAAUAGACAUCAAUUUGAGAGCAUUAAGGGAAGUUUAAAUGCAUAGUCCAAGAGUUAGAGCAUCAAAUACACCAUUGGGGGUCAACAUCCUGAGUUCACAGACACCAUUAAAGUUGUGCACAGCAGUACACCAGCGGCGCAUGGACAUCACUAAGUUGUCAAUAGAUGCCUAAGGGAUAUUAUCCCAUUCCUCCUGGAGUGCUUCUUGCAGUUGGCGAACAUUUUCGAGAGCUGGAAUAUGAUGGCUGAAAACUCUGAUCCAGAACAUUCCACAGGUGUUUGUUGGGCGACAUGGUGCAUGAGGGUGGUUCCUAAUGCUACCAGUGUCUCUGAAGCGUGUUCCCAGACGGCUGACAGUGGAAUGAUGCACAUUCAGGCAUGCUGCAACUUCUGUUACUGACAAGCCAGCACUGAGCAUGCUGAUGGCAUGCUCCCUCAUGGUUCCAGACAUCUGUGGCAUGUUGACAAGUGGCAGAAAUACACAUUUUGGCGUGUCUUUUUAUUGCCUAGACGGUAGAGUGUCCGAGUAUUGGUCUUGCAGAUUGACCUCUACUCCGUCAUGCUCCAUUAGUCUUAUGGGUGUAAAAACUGAACCUUUGAGUAUACUCACGGGGAGCGGCCAAGUGAAAC
Molecule: messenger RNA, 7247 nt
Organism: Lingula anatina
Lineage: Eukaryota; Metazoa; Brachiopoda; Lingulata; Lingulida; Lingulidae
Cellular component (GO): membrane
Source: RefSeq, a predicted model, not a curated record